UUUAUGACGAUUUGAAAAUGGCGGCGAACGAUUCACCAGUUCAGCUAACUUUAUCGUAAAUUCACACAGAGAGGCUGUGCAAAGAACACAUCAUGUCCCCGCACUGUUGAAAACUUGGUAAAAAGACGUUAAGGGAAAGUACAUGUUAUUAAAAGAAGAGCAUUUGGACUGUUUUACGGUGAAGGUUUGGAUGCUUAGUUAGCGAAGUUCAUUGGAAAUAAUAACGGCCGCCGCUCAGUUUGAGACAACUUCAGCGCUCUGAACUGGAGCUAACGCUAGCGAGCUAACUAGCUCAGUCGUGUAGUGUAGUUUAACCCGUUUUAACUUCACGCUACCCGUUUCUCAUUUUAGGUGAAUUGUCAUGAUUGGGUUCUGAGGUAACGCAGUGGUAUACACAACGUUCGUAUGGAUAAGAAGCCGAGGCAGCGAUAUGUUUAAAUCGAAGUAAAAGCGAUAUCGCGAAAGCUAUGUGAGUGCUAGCCAGCUAACGAUUUUUUGUUUGGAGUAGAGCGAUGCUACGCUUUAGUGGAGGAUAGUUAUUUAGCUCUGCUAGCUAGCCAGUGUAAUUCAAAUAACCUAUUUCCAUGUGAAACGUUCAUGCGACUGGAAAAAUGUUUUGUUCUGUCAUGUGUUGUUACUAUGCUGUUAUAGCUAACGUUAUUAAAUAAAAUGUUACUUAGCUAAUAACGCUAAAUAAAGCUACCCAACAGUAGCAAACACACCAGCGUACAACUGUACCGCUAGCCAAGUUAGCUAGCUGACAGAAGGCGACCGUUUGCUCAGCCAAAUAAGUUUUAAAUAUUGUCAGCUUAAUGGUUUAAUUCGCUGUUGGAUGCGGUCACGCAAUGGUUUGGCGGUGUUUCGUCACGACACGUUUAGCGUAGCUACAGUCAGCUGGCGAGUGCGUGUUUGUAGCUGAACUUGCCCCGGUGUUGACAGACGCGAGUGUAGGCGUAGGUUGGUGCUUCUCUGGGAAUUAGAUUCUUUCCCUCUUGACAGUAUCUGGACAUGGACGAUUCUAAACCACGAUACAGCAAACGACUGCGGUCAGGCACGCGGCGACGUUACCAUGAUGAUGGGAUUUCUGACGAUGAGAUUGAGGGGAAGAGGACGUUUGACCUGGAAGAGAAGCUCCAUAGUGAUCGCUUCAGCUCUGACAGGGUGAAGCGCAUGGAGGGAAAAGACUUCACAUUUGAGUACAUCCAGAGAGCAGGGCUGAGGGACCCAAUUAUCUUUGAGAGACCUGAUGGACUUGGAAUCAAAAUGCCAGACCCUGACUUCAGUGUGAAUGAUGUGAAGACAUUUGUCGGCAGUCGGCGAAUGAUAGAUGUGAUGGAUGUUGCCACUCAGAAGGGCAUCGAGAUGUCUAUGGCUCAGUGGACGAGAUACUAUGAGACUCCAACUUCCCAGAGAGUGAAGUUGUACAAUGUCAUCAGUCUGGAAUUUAGUCACACCAAGCUAGAGAACUUGGUCAAGAGACCAGCCACGGUGGAUAUGAUUGAUUGGGUGGACAACAUGUGGCCGCGGCACCUGAAAGAAAGACAGAGAGACUCCACAAACGCCAUUAUAGACAUGCAGUACCCUAAAGUGCAGAAGUACUGUCUGAUGAGUGUCCAGGGCUGUUACACAGAUUUCCACAUAGACUUCGGUGGCACCUCUGUGUGGUACCACAUAUUGCGGGGAGGCAAAGUCUUCUGGUUAAUCCCUCCCACACCACAGAACUUGGAACUCUAUGAGAACUGGGUGUUAUCUGGGAAACAAGGGGACAUUUUUCUCGGUGACAAGGCUACAGACUGCCAGAGGAUUGAGCUCAAGCAGGGCUACACCUUCAUUAUCCCAUCAGGUUGGAUUCAUGCAGUUUAUACACCUGUAGACACUCUUGUGUUUGGUGGAAAUUUCCUACACAGCUUUAACAUCCCCACGCAGCUCAAUAUCUACAGCAUUGAGGACAGGACACGGGUGCCAGCUAAGUUCCGUUACCCAUUUUACUAUGAGAUGUGUUGGUAUGUGCUGGAGCGAUAUCUCUACAGUUUAACCAACACUUCCUACCUCAUCCCUGAGUUUCAGAAACACUCUUUGUGCAUUGGCCUUAAGCGAGAAGCUUCUAAUUGUGAUACCUUGAACGGCCAUGCAAAGGAAGAGGAGGAAGUUUAUGCUCCCUCUCCUCCAAGUCGGCCAGGGGUGAAAGUUCAUCUGACUCCUUUUGAGCUGGAGGGUUUGUGGAAUUUACUGGGAAAACUGGAAUCUCUACCCUCACACAAGAAGUGUGUCCCUGCAGGAAUACACAAUGCACCUGCUCUGCUACAUGAUAUAAGGGCAUUACUUAAAGAACAUGCUAAUGAUACCCCCAAACUCUCCUACACUGGAAGACCCAUUGUUAAAUGGCCAAAGAGGCCGUCAUGGUAUCAGCCUCCUCCUCCCCCUGCACCAGUAGGUCGUCCCAAAUUGGCCACCACUCCCAUCAUCCCGCGGCCAACGAAGCCGGCCUCUUCCAUGUCUGUGCUGCGGCGGCGACGAGUGCGCUGUAAGCGCUGUGAAGCAUGUCUGCGCACUGAAUGUGGUGACUGCAACUUCUGCAGAGACAUGAAGAAAUUUGGUGGCCCCGGCAAGCUGAAGCAGACCUGCGUCCUUCGCCAGUGUCUUGCGCCUGGCCUACCACUCUCAGCAGUGUGUGAAAUCUGUGAGGAGGGGAACCAGGAGACUGGAGAAGAACUCAUGGAGUGCUCCAACUGUGCCCAGAUUGCCCAUCCUGGCUGCCUAAAAGUGCCGGGAGAGGGUAUAGUAAACAAAGAUCUGCCAAGCUGCUGGGAAUGUCCCAAAUGUGUUAUGGGAAAAGACACAGAAUCCGAGUUGUCGGGCAGCGGUGAUGACAUCACGGCUCAGGAGGGGUCAGGGGGGCUGAGGGGCGAGGGUGGGGCGUGGCACGGGGUCGGGCGGCCCCCUUCCUCUCUCUCCCAUGGGUCGCUACGGAAACAGGUGGCGGCCCCAGAGCAGCAGCUCAGGAAGAGGAUGAAAUUGGAAGGAAGCAAAAUACAUAAACGCAAGUCUUCGUCACUGGAUCCUCGGGUGGCUAAGAUAUACCGGAGGCAUGGAAUGGAGAGAGAUGACGAUUCAGGUAGUGAUGAUGAGGAUGGAGAUGGAAGGCGGAAAACAUCACUCCAGUCAAGGAGUGGGGUGUCAGCUCGCCGUGGUUUUGGGACAAGUAAACGUGGUGUGUGGAGAAGCUCCUCCCAUCGAGGAGGAAGAGGGGUUGGUGGCAUGGCCACAAAUUCCACCUCGCUGAAAAUCAAGCGUGGACUUGCUGGGAGAGGUGAUCGCGGGAGGCGUGUUCGUUUACGAGGUGGGUCUAAAAUGCAGCGAAGGCGUUACGAAACAGAGGAUGAUGACGAUGAUGAUGAGGAGGAGGAAGAUGAUGAUGAUGAUGAUGAGGAAGAAGAUGAGAGCGAUGAAGACUGGCAAGUGAGCCGGUCAGAAAAAGAGCAUCGCUCCCGGCGUCGGCAGCGUAGAGGUGAAGAGGAUGAUGAGGAAGAUGACGAGGACGAGGAAGAUGAUAGCGAAGAACGAGACUUUGACGGUGAGGAUGAAGAGAUGGAGGAUCUGGAUGAUGGAGGUGAGGAAGAAGAGGAUGAUGAAGAGGGUGAGAACCAUUCAGACUCAGAAACUGACCCUCCUGUGUUGCUUGUCUCAGACUUAAAUGACGAACUGUUGAAUGGUUCUUAUCUGACGGUCACACUACAGCGCCCCCCAAAGGCCAAACGUGAUCCUGGUGCCAUUGUACCCAAACUGGAGGCUGCCAUGUCUCCUCGCACUCCUGGUUCUGCCGACUUCAUCCAGCGCAAAACCCUCCACAAGUAUCGGCACAAAAAUGGCAGCCCCCUCACCACUGACAACGGACUCUCCCAACCCAAAGCAGCCCUGUCAUCUGGCCGCCCCAAGCGCGCAAACAACGACGGCAGAGAAAGAGACACAGCUUCUCCUUCAUCCACCUCCUCUCGCUCUUCCAUUUCUCCUCCUCCUCCUCCUAUGUCUACCACAAGCUCCUCUCCUCCAGCUCUUCUCUCUCAUCCCUCAUUCCGGGAUGUGGGUAACGAGCCAGGGUGUGAGAAGGAAGUGUGGGUGUCUGUGUUUCGCUACCUGAGCAGAACGGAACUGGCUGUGUGCAUGCGGGUCUGCAAGGCCUGGUACAAAUGGAGCUUUGAUAAACGUUUGUGGAAUCGCAUAGAUCUGAGUCGGUGUCGCUCACUGAGUGCGCAGGCUGUGUCAGCCAUCAUCAAACGCCAGCCUGUCACACUUGACCUUUCUUGGACCCCUGUUUCCAAGAAACAGAUCACCUGGCUCAUCCACCACCUCCCAGGUUUAAAGGAUCUGAUUAUGUCUGGCUGUUCAUCUUCAUGCGUUUCGGGCUUGAGUUCUCAGAGUGGUCCAUGUCUGCGCACACUGGACCUGUGCUGGGCUGAAGGUGUUAAAGAGUCUCAGCUUAAAGACCUUAUCGCACCAUCAGGCAGUGAAAAUCGCAGCAGGCUGAGAAGUUUGCUCUCAUUGAGGUUGUCUGGUCUGGAUGUGAGUGACUCCAUUUUGAAGCUGAUAAUCAGACACAUGCCGCUGCUGAAGAGGUUAGACUUGUCCCACUGCCACGACCUCACGGAUCAGUCCGUCAGCAUGCUCACAGCCAGCGGAUCCAACAUGCGCACCACUCUCAAAGAGGUCAACCUUGCAGGGUGUAAUAAGCUUACAGAUGCCUGUCUGUCCUAUAUGAAGCGACUGUCUGCUCUCACUUUAUUGGACUUGAGAAGCUGUAAAGGUGUGACGCGGCGUGGCUGUGAGAACUUCAUUUCGGACCUCUCUUACUGCACCUUCUUCUGCUUGACUGAGGACAAACUUAUCCAGAGAAUAUCUUAACACAGAGACACACACACACAGAUACACACAUGUGCUCUCACACAGCUGUGCUCUACGGGCUCCAUCAUAGUGCUCCGACAAGAUUCGAGCUCCCUCACGCAGUCUGGUUGGGAGGGUUGAUGGAUGGACAGAGGCCGCGCCCCUGGAAAGAGGAUGACAGCACAGAGUCUGAUGAGAGUGAUGUUCUUUUGUGCAGUUUGACUAUCGGGAGUCCAGGCAUUCAGGAUCAUCCAAAAUGACUUCUAAAGAAGAUGACAAGGCUCAUGGACUUGAAUCUGAAAUCAAGACGUAUUAGAUCCAAAUUAGCUAGGAUUCUGUGGAUGACCUAGAGGAGUCUGACCUCUGAGUGUAGUCAGAAGAGGUUUUAAAAUGUUACCACAGAUGAGGCUAUUUCAGAUAUGGUUCUUAUAUCGUCAACCAGCAUUACCAUUGCAAAGGAACCAAGCUUGGUGUAACAUGACAUUUAGCCUACAAAAUUCUGUAGGACAAAGGAGGCCAAAGCAUGCACUUACUUGAGUGCCAGCAGAAAUUCAACUCAACGCAAAUGUCUUGAGCCUACAGCCCCAAAUGGUCUCUCAUACAGACACACAUGCACAUUAUUUCCUUAUCUGUUCUUUUCUGUCCUCUGAUGUGCACCAGUUUCACGCCAGUCAAGCUUUGAGGUCUUGGCUUUCUUUCUCAGCUUUCACCAACCUGCUUUACUGAAUUUCAUCUGGUUCUAUCUGGGCCAUGUCUCUUUCCCUCUUGGUUUCACUUUCUGUAAAAUUCUUUUUCCCUUUUUCAUAUGGCUUUAUUUUCCUGUUUGUUGCUUUCCUCUUGUAUCACCAUCUUCCUCUCUGUACAUUUGCUGUUUUUUCAUAGUGUGCAUCUUUAUUUUCCUUCAGAAACAGUGCAGUCUGUAGUAACUUUUUUUUUUAAGAAAAAUAAAUACACACUUCAUCCAAGAUUGUUGUUUAAGUAUAAGUACUUUUACUGUUACGCUUAUUGAUGCAAGGUUUAUUUUAGAUGUAUUUGGACAGAAAAAUGCAGUGCAAGUACUGAAACAUAUUCAGUAGAUAUUUCAGGGAGGUAAAUAUUCGAACAGCUUUAAAUGAAUGCUCUUACAAGGUUACACUUGGUUUUUCUAUCUACUCUACCCCUUACAAAGGCCAAAACUGCCCCAAGGAUUACUUUCUCUGAAGUAAUUUUUUAUUAAUCAAUGAAUUGGGUAACAAGCAGAUCACUGACACUUCUGAAAGGUGCAAGUUAAAUGUUGAAUUUUUGGACAGCGCAAUAGGCAAUAAACUGUGUGAGUGAAAGAGAGGAAACAAAAUGUGUUCUGCAUUGCUUUUCUGCUCAUUCUGAAAAUCUAAGAGACAAAUAUGAAGUCAAUAAAAGGGUUCUUUUUAA
Colossoma macropomum (tambaqui) is the source of this 6288-nucleotide messenger RNA. RefSeq names its product lysine (K)-specific demethylase 2Aa (gene kdm2aa). Gene Ontology annotation, molecular function: zinc ion binding; protein binding; histone demethylase activity. NCBI's taxonomy places the organism in Eukaryota, Metazoa, Chordata, Actinopteri, Characiformes, Serrasalmidae. Gene Ontology annotation, biological process: protein demethylation; regulation of transcription by RNA polymerase II. The transcript is spliced from 22 exons. The coding region runs from base 1009 to 4899 and encodes 1296 amino acids. The record is from RefSeq and is a predicted model, not a curated record.